This is a messenger RNA of Naegleria lovaniensis, 2859 nucleotides long. RefSeq lists its product as uncharacterized. Lineage: Eukaryota; Heterolobosea; Eutetramitea; Acrasida; Naegleriidae. The record is from RefSeq and is a predicted model, not a curated record. The transcript has 2 exons. The coding region runs from base 1 to 2859 and encodes 952 amino acids. Gene Ontology annotation, biological process: phosphorelay signal transduction system; phosphorylation. Gene Ontology annotation, molecular function: phosphorelay sensor kinase activity.
AUGAAAAGUCACGAUUUGAAUCAUGAUUCUUCUUCAGUUGUUGCUGCUACCACAGAGAAUAUUCUUCUCAGUGACCAAUCUCGUUUAGCAACUUUGGAUGAUGAAUAUCAAAGCAACGAGAAAGAUACCAAAAGCUCGUUUGAAAACAAUGAGAGAGAAGAAAUGGAUUUUGAAAAACAUUUGACUGAAGCCAUCUCGGAGCAGAAUAAUCAUUCCAGUAGCCAUCAACAACAAGACACAUCUUCAUCGUCUUCGGAAUGGAAACAGCAGCCACAUGAAGAGUCCACCAAUAACCAUCAAACAUCAAGUCAGACAUAUGACAGCAAAGCCUCCGUCUCCUCUUCAAAUCCCUCCGACUCUCCAUCCUAUUCAACCACCUACAUCCUCUACCUGUACGAAAAGAUUCAUCAACGUUUCUUCGUUCCCUUCCUCUUCAUCGUUGUUUACUUGUAUUUGUGUAUAUACGCAACAGAUUAUCACUUUUCAAUGGCAUUUAUUUGUUUAUCUUUGAUGGCCAUUAAUUUACCCAUAUUUAGAGACGCACUACAAUCGACAGUCGUGGACAAAUUGAUACAAAUGUUGGUUUUAAAGAGUGGAGCGACUCUUCAUUUUCCACAACCACUCACAGAAUUUCAAACCUAUUCGAAAGAUGAUGCAACUUCCAAUCAUCCAACACACAAGAAUGGAAAUAGUAAUACAAACACUGCGAAUCCAACGAAUAUCAGUACUGAAACACAAGAGACCACAACUAAUGUUCAGAACUCGUCAGAUAUUUCCACUCGCCAACAAACACAUGAAAAACUUCCACAACGAAUAUAUGCCUACAAAUUGGUCAUUCUCAUCAACAUUGUUCUUCAUUUCCUUCGAUUGCAUUUCGCCAAUCGAGAUCCUACCAUGGCUUGGAUGUGUAUUGGAUUUUUAGCAAGUACCAUUCACAAUUUGUCAAGUUUCAUUUUGCAUAAUUCUAUUGCAACGGGUGAGGAUGGAUUAAGCACUGCAUUGUGGAGUAUUUUACCACUGAAUGUAUUAUCGGUAGGAACAAGUGUGAUAUUGGCCAUUCAGUACGCAAGAUAUUCUGAAGCAUUUGGAGUGUUGGCCAUGUUGACAAUAUUUAAUUUGGUAUUUAACACAACGUCGUUUAAAUUGAUCGAAAAGUUGAAUGUGAUGAAUAUUAUGACGAGUAGAUUGAGAGAGGCGAACAAGUCGAAGAAUGCAUUGGUGAGCUCGAUUUCACAUGAAUUUAGAUCGCCUUUGAUGAGUAUUUCUGGAUGCAUUGAACUCCUACUCGACACUCCACUCUCUCAAGAUCAACUCAACUAUUUAAAAACCAUAGGGUGUUGCUCCUCCAUUUUACUUACACUCAUUGAAGACAUUUUACAAUAUUCAAAAUUGGAAAAAGGAAGUUUCGAAGUAUUUGCUUUACAUUUAUCCGGCGACUCUUCAUCACGUCACCAGCAUGAUCAACAACAUUCAUCAGCUCCAACACAAUCAUCGAACUCGGAGCAACAUCAUUCCAUGUUGACAGCUGCUGCUUCUAAUACCAUUUUUUCUCUCGAGGAAUGUUUGGAACAUGUCGUAUCCAUUGUUUCGACCUAUGCUCAAAAUUUUUCAGUUUCCAUUCAAAUGAGCACGAGUUCAUCAUUACCAACGUUGGUCUAUGGAGAAUCCGUACGAUUGCAACAAAUUCUCAUUAACUUGCUUACGAAUGCUGUGAAGGCCUCAUCACCAAAUUCAACGGUCAUGUUAAAAGUUGAAACAAGAGAUGACCAUGGCGAUUCAUUAUCUGAGAGUUCUCGAAAUGCCAAGCAAGCGCAAUGGUCAAAUGAAAGUGCAAAUUUGAUCGAAACCGUCGUUUUUAAAGUGAUUGACCAUGGAAAAGGAAUUCCCAAAGAUAUUCAACAUAAUCUUUUCAAACCUUACUUUUCACAAUUUUUAGAAGAUGGACUGAACAGUCACAACAAUAACAGCAACAUCAAUUCUGGAAUGAUUGCAGCAACAUCCACAGGACUUGGCCUAACUAUUGCUCGUAAAAUUGUCGCCACUAAUUUUAAUGGCGAGUUAACAUUUGAGUCAAAUGCCAUUCCACCCAAUACUGGAACAACAUUUAUCGUGACCAUUCCUUUUCGAAUUCCAGACAAGAAAAAGAAGAAUUCUCUCAAAUAUAUCGAAGACUUGCUAAAGAAUCAAAACUUUCCCACUCAAAUUCUCUCCGCCACCACUGAUGAGCAUCAUUCCAACAAGGAAAUUCAAAGAAGUCACUUGUUACAUAAGGAAUUAUUUAAAAUCAAGCCAACAACCAAUGCUAGCUCACCAACAUCCACACCUCCUUCUCCUACUAUAGCCACUUUCCAUCAAAACAACAACAACAACACCACAAGAAUCUCAUCUCCAACCAUGAACAAUAACUCUCCUACUGAAAUCACUCCUCUUUCCUCAAACCCAGGAAAUGACCUCAUGGACGUCUCUCAAUACAAUAUUUUACUUGCGGAGGACAAUCCUAUCAAUUUAUCUGUCCUUAAACGUCUCCUUGAGAAGGGUGGUUUUAAAAACAUUACCACUUCCUCCAACGGAUUGGAAUUAAUCAAUGCCUUUCAACAAAAAUUUUAUCAUCUAGUCAUUACUGAUUAUCACAUGCCUGAAAUGAAUGGAUUAGAAGCAGCUCAUAUCAUUCGAGGAAUGAAUCAUGGAAAUGAUACUAAAAUUAUUAUACUAACAGCAGAUGCCUUACUGGAGAAACAUGAAUUUAUGGACUCGAUCGAUUUUUCCUUGAAUAAGCCCAUUUCAUCUGAGAAUUUGAAUAAGGCAGUGGUGUCAGCACUCAUGUCCACCAAUGACAUAUCAUUUGAGGAAAACCACUGA